Messenger RNA from Camellia sinensis, 681 nucleotides. NCBI's taxonomy places the organism in Eukaryota, Viridiplantae, Streptophyta, Magnoliopsida, Ericales, Theaceae. The record is from RefSeq and is a predicted model, not a curated record.
AUGGAGAUCUGGAAUAAGGCUGCUAUAGCCAAACAUAUCUGGUUUUUGUUUUCUGGGGGGGAGUGUUCUAUGUGGUGCCAAUGGGUUAAGUCUUAUUUGCUCAAAGGUAAGAGUUUAUGGGGUGCUAAAAUGCCUUCUGAUCCUUCCUGGGUCUGGAGGAAACUACUAUCUCUUAGGAAUCUUAUUUUCCCUCUUAUUAAAUUCAAAAUUGGUAAUGGGGAGAAUGUGUUUCUUUGGUUUGAUAACUGGCACCCUCUUGGCUCGCUUUGGCAGAGGUAUGGGCAAAGAAUUUUGUAUGACACUAACCUUCCUGAUAAUUCUAAAGUUAGUUCCAUUAUUUUUGAUGGAUCUUGGAAGUGGCCUAUCCCUAGUUCUUGGGAGAUAAGGGAGUGGAUUUCAUCUACACCUCCUGCCCUCUAUCCUUCCAACUCUUUGGAUACUCCUCUCUGGAGCUUAAAUGCUGAUGGUGUGUUCUCUAUUCAGUCUACUUGGGACUACUGGAGGGAUAAGGGUCCCAAAGUCUCUUGGUCCAAGAUGAUCUGGGGAUCUCCAUUAAUUCCUAGAGUUGGCAUCUGCACUAAUUGUCUCAAUUCAAUGAUGGUUUUCUAUCAAUUAGCAAAUUUGGACAGGUCUUGUGGUGGUUUGAGUGAUGUUAAGGAAGCUACCACUCAUUCUCUAUGA